AUGAACCUGCACCACGCUGAAGCCCCUAUGUACCACGCUGAAGUCCCUACCUACCCGCACCCCGCUGAAGUCCCUACGAACCCACACCAUGCUGAAGUCCCUACGUACCAAGCUGAAGUCCCUACGUACCCACACCACGCUGAAGUCCCUACAUACCCGCACCACGCUGAAGUCCCUACAUACCCGCACCACGCUGAAGUCCCUACGUACCAUGCUGAAGUCCCUACGAACCCGCACCACGCUGAAGUCCCUACGUACCAUGCUGAAGUCCCUACAUACCCGCACCACGCUGAAGUCCCUACGUACCAUGCUGAAGUCCCUACGAACCCGCACCACGCUGAAGUCCCUACGCACCAAGCUGAAGUCCCUACGUACCCGCACCACGCUGAAGUCCCUACAAACCCGCACCACGCUGAAGUCCCUACGUACCAUGCUGAAGUCCCUACGUACCCGCACCACGCUGAAGUCCCUACGAACCCGCACCACGCUGAAGUCCCUACGUACCAUGCUGAAGUCCCUACGUACCCGCACCACGCUGAAGUCCCAACGUACCACGCUGAAGUCCCUACGAACCCGCACCACGCUGAAGUCCCAACGUACCACGCUGAAGUCCCUACGUACCACGCUGAAGUCCCUACGUACCCGCACCACGCUGAAGUCCCUACGUACCACGCUGAAGUCCCUAAGUACCCGCACCACGCUGAAGUCCCUACGUACCAUGCUGAAGUCCCUACGUACCCGCACCAUGCUGAAGUCCCUACGAACCCGCACCACGCUGAAGUCCCUACGUACCAUGCUGAAGUCCCUACGUACCCGCACCACGCUGAAGUCCCAACGUACCACGCUGAAGUCCCUACGAACCCGCACCACGCUGAAGUCCCAACGUACCACGCUGAAGUCCCUACGUACCUGCACCACGCAGAAGUCCCUACGUACCAUGCUGAAGUCCCUACGAACCCGCACCAAGCUGAAGUCCCUACGUACCCGCACCACGCUGAAGUCCCUACGUAGCCGCACCACGCUGAAGUCCGUACAUACCCGCACCACGCUGAAGUCCCUACGAACCCGCACCACGCUGAAGUCCCUACGUACCAUGCUGAAGUCCCUACGUACCCAUACCACGCUGAAGUCCCUAUGA
Coregonus sp. 'balchen' is the source of this 1138-nucleotide messenger RNA. Lineage: Eukaryota; Metazoa; Chordata; Actinopteri; Salmoniformes; Salmonidae. The record is from the annotation of a GenBank genome assembly.